Molecule: messenger RNA, 2451 nt
Organism: Neodiprion virginianus
Lineage: Eukaryota; Metazoa; Arthropoda; Insecta; Hymenoptera; Diprionidae
Product: protein Cep78 homolog
Exons: 6
Coding region: 921-2447 (508 amino acids)
Cellular component (GO): centrosome
Source: RefSeq, a predicted model, not a curated record
UUGUACACCAGAUGGAUAAAACAAUUUACUAUAUACCGGUCCAGAAAUUAACCCGCUAAAAUAUGUGUGUAUUGUCAGACAAAUAAAAUGGCAUAUUAUAACCGGAGAAGCUACUAUUUGACCAGAGAUGUUCCUGGCAACGUUCUCGCGUGACGUAACUUAUCUUUGCUCAAGACCUUAUCAGAUGUUUGUUCCCGCUCACAUAUUAUUAUACCCACGUAUAUCGGUAUGCUUAUACAUGGGUGUAUGUAUAACCGACGCAGCGACUUAUCUCCACCGCAUCUUUCGUCAGGCUAAAAUCUUCGUCAUGUGUAUCUGUCGACGUCUACGCGAUGUACACCGACAAGCUAUAUUAUCUCGCACCUACCCUACGAUUCGUACACGAAGGAUACCGCAAUCAGAAUAGACUCGACGACUCGACUGACCCAUCGGAAUUCCAUCAUCAACAUGUAUUAUACAUUUUCACAGUACAACGCUGCAGGAUUUAAUCCAACAAACGUAGGAUCGUACAGUAAUAUUCGAAGUUCAGGAAAUUUCCUUCUUCGUGGUAAUGGCAAGGUAGCAGAACGAACCCUGAUGCGGUACCGGCUGAGCUGCCAAAAACGCGCCGCCAUCCGGCGACAUUUUCAUAACCAUGGGACCGUCGCCUGAGUUUUCCUCGAGGGAGGCAAUUAUCUCAUCAGCAUUCUCCGUGUUGUCGAUUCUGCCAGGCUAACCGGGAUUCGUUAUGAUUGGGGAAACCGGCAUGAGCAAACUUUGGGUUCAGCGAGAUUCGGUGUUCAUCGAUUCGUAACUAUGCAACACGAAUGAACGAUCAAUUGUGUAAUAUUACUACUGACAAUCAGACCAGCGAUGUCAACGAUGCUACUUGAGGCUGGCGGUUCCUCGUCGAAGGGGGGCCUGAGGACGCCUUCUUGAAGAUGGAGAACCAGAUAAUACAUGAAGUCAUUCCUCAGCUGCAUUUCUUGGAUCGAUUUAUUCGCAGACAUAAGAUAACGGAGCCACUUCAUAACGCGGCGACGAUCUUGGAUAUUAAAACGGUCAAGAAAAAGAUUUUAACGACGUCUCUACGACGGCUUCGCAGCAGAGAACCGAUGCUCUACACAAAUUUCAUCCUCCGUUGUUUUGUCGAUGCAAUUUCAUCCUGCAUUGGGAAAUCGCCGGUGAUUACCUCGCUGACACUGGACGGCAUCCCUUUGCCCACCAAAUAUUUGGGCCCUCUCUGCGAAGGCUUGAAAUGCGCAAAAAAUCUUACAGCCCUUCGACUACCCCGAUGCCGCAUCGGAGAUACUGGGUGCGACUUGGUACUGAACGCGUUGGUGGACUGCGUUAGUCUUUGCAUCCUAGAUCUGUCGUCUUGCCGCUUGACCAUCCGUAGCUCGAUGUCGCUGUCGACUUUUUUGAAGAAGAGGAGAACAAACCUGCUUCACAGCGCGUGGAGUGACGCGCAAGCUGUGCAGGGUCUUCACACCCUGGUGCUGAACCACAACCGUAAACUGGGCGACUGUGGCGUUCGACUGCUAGUCAACGAACUAAAGGAAGAUUUUUGGAUGAAGACUUUCAACAUCCGACAUUGCGGACUGACUUCGAGAGGAGGUGAAACUGUCGUUAGACUCCUAGAGACGAACAGCGUGGUAACAUCUAUCGAUCUCAAGGAAAACGAUAUCCCGGAGACGAUUAUCCACAAUGUGUCAAAGAUUUUGCGCAGGAGAAAGGAGAACGGUGAGCGGGCAUCGAUGAGAAAGAGGCUGAUCACUGCAAAAGAGAUGAAUUUUCAGGGGAAUAAAGACGAUCGAAAGAAACCAACGACAAGGAUGACGGAUCUUCUUUUGAAGAAGAAAUCUCACUUCGUCAGUACCCUGAAUAAAAAUUUGACGAAGAACCAGCGGUCCUGGACCCGAUUGAUCAUUAAGAGCUCGACGAGGCGUAUUCCUGGAUGGAAGGUCACGCAUCCGAGGUUCCGUAGACCGAAGAACACAGAACGCGAGAAUUUCGAUUUGAAGAAACUUUCGGCGCGACUGUCUAGAACGAUUGGCAGUAACGCGGUCCUUCUUCGAGAGCUGAUAAACGACCGAGAACUUUUAGGCGAGGUGAAAACACGCAGACUGGAAGCGGAGAAAAAGUUUUCCGAGCUUGAACCGCAGCUUGAAAAGCUACGGAAGAGCAUCUGCGAGCAGGAUAAGCUUCGUUAUCGAAUUUCGCAAGAACGAAAUCUCUUCGACUAUCUGAAGAGGCUCUUCGCGCGGUUAGAGGAAUUUCCUGAAUCAGUAGCUGUUGUUUCUAAUCCGGACGAUGAAUCGACGGGUGCCGAAGAGAUAAUCGGCGGCAAUCCUGCCUGGAAAAUCGUUUCCGAAGUCGACCUCUCACCCGAAGGAAGAAAUCUCCGAGCAAACUAUGCCUCGCAACGUGGCCGACCCCAUUGUCCAAGAAAAUUGCGAGGGCAAUGAGAAU